GCUCCAAACACACCUUUUGCUUCAACUCACCAGAAGCGUGUAAUUCGAAGCUCUUCGACAGACGGUUUCAGUCACAAUCGUGGUCGAAAUCACGCUUUCAAAUUAUACGCGAUACCAGCAGUGAAAACUUAGUGCUUUCAGGCUGAUUUUUUUUCUUUUUUGAAAAUUUUGAAAUCAUGGCUGCUGUGGCUGCUGCUCAGAAAAAUCGCGAAAUGUUCGCGAUCAAAAAGUCCUACAGCAUCGAGAACGGUUAUCCAGCCCGUCGUCGCUCCCUCGUCGACGACGCCAGAUUCGAGACUUUGGUGGUGAAACAAACCAAGCAAUCGGUUUUGGACGAAGCGCGCCAAAGGGCCAAUGAUUCUAGCGUUGAUCCUGAAAUUGAAGCGACUCAAAAGACCCUUGAAGGCGGCGAAGAAGAUUCUGGACUGACUGAAGAGGAAGUCGUCCUUUCUAAUGCCAUUUCUGAAGGACCCGAAGCUGAGAAAGCUUUGCAACGAGCCGCUUUAAUCCUGCGUCUACGCGAAGGAAUGAAUUCCUUGUCUCGAGUCCUCAAGAGUGUUGAGAAACACCAAGGAGUGGUGUGUCAUUUGGAGACGAGGCCCAAUCAAAGCGAUAACAACCAGCUGGAUGCUCUUGUUAAGGUGGAAAUGACGCGAGUUAGUCUUUUGCAACUGAUCAAGUCGUUGAGACAAUCCAAUUCUCUUGAACAUGUUACUCUCAUUGGGGAGGAUAAUAUUUCGGUGAAGAAUCCAUGGUUCCCGAGACAUGCCAGUGAUUUGGAUAAUUGCAACCAUUUGAUGACGAAAUAUGAACCAGAUUUGGAUAUGAACCAUCCCGGAUUUGCCGAUAAGGAGUAUCGCCAGCGGCGCAAGGAAAUUGCUGAGAUCGCCUUCGCCUACAAAUAUGGAGACCCCAUCCCCUUCAUCCAGUACGCCGAGACCGAGACAAAGACCUGGGGCUCCGUGUUCAACACCGUCCUUGAGUUGAUGCCCAAACACGCUUGCAGCGAAUACUGUCGCGUGUUUAAAAUGCUCCAGGAAGAGGGCAUUUUUACCCCGGAUCGCAUUCCUCAACUGGAAGAAAUGUCGAAUUUUUUGAAGCGCCACACCGGUUUUUCGUUGCGUCCAGCAGCCGGUUUGCUCACAGCUCGCGAUUUCCUUGCUUCUCUCGCAUUCCGCAUUUUCCAGAGCACCCAGUACGUCCGUCACAAGAACACCCCUUACCACACACCCGAACCGGAUUGCAUUCAUGAGCUUUUGGGACACAUGCCGCUGCUUGCCGAUCCCAGCUUUGCGCAGUUCUCGCAGGAAAUUGGACUGGCUUCUCUCGGAGCCUCCGAUGCUGAAAUUGAAAAAUUAUCAACGGUAAGUGGAAUUUUACUAAAUGCAGAAGAUUGCAGUCGGGUUUUGCGUGUCAUGGUCAAGUCUAGAUACGCGUGACCGGUAAAUGAAAAGGUUCUAGUGUA
Tribolium madens (black flour beetle) is the source of this 1465-nucleotide messenger RNA. It is a transcript of the gene ple, whose product is annotated as tyrosine 3-monooxygenase. Lineage: Eukaryota; Metazoa; Arthropoda; Insecta; Coleoptera; Tenebrionidae. The coding region runs from base 177 to 1439 and encodes 420 amino acids. The record is from RefSeq and is a predicted model, not a curated record. Gene Ontology annotation, biological process: dopamine biosynthetic process from tyrosine. Gene Ontology annotation, molecular function: tyrosine 3-monooxygenase activity; iron ion binding. Gene Ontology annotation, cellular component: axon; cytoplasm; perikaryon. The transcript is spliced from 6 exons.